UUUCGCAAAGCGUCGUCAAAGUUCAAAAUUUCCGAGCUUAAUGCUUACGGGAAGCUUGCAAUUAGAAAAAUUUUCGUCGAGAAAGAAGAUGUUUUUGUUAACUUGGCUACAGGAUCCGGGAAAUCGUUUAUAUAUGAAGCUCUCCCGCUCGUGUUUGACCAUGUUUCCGAUGAAAGCGGUCAUAUUAUUGUUGUUGACUCUCCGUUGGUUAGUCUGAUGGAAGAUCAAGUGAAGUAUUUGAGAAGUCUUGGUCUGUCUGCCGUAAAUAUUUCUUCAAACGUUGAAGUUGACCGUGCAAAGAUAGAGAAAGGAGAAUAUUCAAUUCUCUAUGGCUCACCUGAAGCAUGGCUUAUGAACAAGGGAUAG
This is a messenger RNA of Porites evermanni, 366 nucleotides long. NCBI's taxonomy places the organism in Eukaryota, Metazoa, Cnidaria, Anthozoa, Scleractinia, Poritidae. The record is from the annotation of a GenBank genome assembly.